AUGACAACUUUUGAGUUGAAGUGGAUAAUUAUUAUUGUGAUAGGAAGCACAUGGUUACAGACUGUUGAUGGUAAUGACUUAGUAAGUUGGUAUUAUCAUUCUCGAUCGUACAGUCGUCUGUGUUAUUGUUCUAUUUACCUGGAUUCGUGUUAUCCCAAUGGAUGUGUGUCAGACGGAGGGUGCAGUAUUCCUUUACCCAAAAACUAUAUUGCCCAACAUCUACACGGAAAAACCAUUACUAUUGAUGGAAAACUUGACGACCCCGCCUGGGAGGAAGUGCCGUGGUCUGCUACAUUUGAUGAUAUACGUGGUCACACUUUUCAAAAGCCUAAGCUAAACACAAAGUUUAAGCUCAGAUGGGAUGACAAUCACCUGUACGUAGCCCUGCACAUGCAGGCCAAUAACAUGUGGGCAACGAUGACAGCGGAUGAAUCACAUUUAUUCAAAGAAAAUGCAGUUGACUUAUUCUUUGCUCCCGAUGAAACACUUCACAAUUAUAAACAGAUCGAGGGCAACGUUCGGAAUGCGACCUUUGAUAUUAGCCUCACAAAGGCUUACAUGGAUGGUGGAUUUGCUAAUGAAGCUUGGGAGAGCAACGAGGAAAAAGGAGUUACACAUGACGGAACAAUCAAUAGCCCCGAAGAUCCAGGUAGUUUCUGGACAACGGAAUGGGCAAUACCUUUCCGCACUCUUGCUGAGAGAUCUACAAGAAAUCAGUCCAAACCAUUCGAUAAUGAAGUCCUCUUUCUACAAUUUGCCAGAAUGAACCAGCAUCUUAAAGUGAUACGAGGCACCUAUGAACUGGACACUCCUGCUGUAACAGACUGGUGGACUUGGGAACCAAUCGGAGCUGUCAAUCUUCACAUUCCAAGUCGAUGGGGACUUGUGAUGUUUUCAAGAGAUAUGAAAAACCAAGUGUUUUCUUUUCCGAGAUGGCACAUUUAUAAAACUUUAUUUGCAGUUUUUGAUGCGUUGCAGCAAUACAAAGCUAUGAAUGGUAUUUAUAGUUCCAAACUAGAUGAAAUCCCUGUUCCACGUCACGUGUACAGACGCCGCUGUAUCGAACUUCCUGUAAUAGAGAUACUCAGCAACGGAUUUGUUGUCACGGUGAAAUCUCGCGUCACUGGCGAGACCGGAAGUAUAGCUCAAGACCGUGGUAUCGCCUUUCACUGA
Molecule: messenger RNA, 1173 nt
Organism: Ylistrum balloti
Lineage: Eukaryota; Metazoa; Mollusca; Bivalvia; Pectinida; Pectinidae
Exons: 11
Coding region: 1-1173 (390 amino acids)
Biological process (GO): carbohydrate catabolic process
Molecular function (GO): carbohydrate binding; hydrolase activity, hydrolyzing O-glycosyl compounds
Source: RefSeq, a predicted model, not a curated record